Molecule: messenger RNA, 1845 nt
Organism: Nematocida parisii ERTm1
Lineage: Eukaryota; Fungi; Microsporidia
Exons: 1
Source: RefSeq, a predicted model, not a curated record
AUGAGAAUUGCAACCAAAAAAAUUAUUCUAACAGCAAUUGGAGCAAAUAAGUUGAAAGCCCACAUAUCUCACGAGACAUUUGAAAAUCCGUAUAAAACCAAUGCUUCUAUAUUGUACAGCUAUAACAAUAGCUAUAUAAACCCAGAAGGCCCACUAAACCAGCUAUAUGGAUACUCUGUAUUCAGUCUGGGAAUAAUUCAAAACCACCGUACAAAAACAGCUAAAGAGUACCGCCGUGCGCUGAAUUACAUCCAAAAAAAACAAAAAGAAGAGAGCCCCACAGAAUCCAUAGAGAACCCAAAUCCUUUUUAUGAAGAUAGUGGAGAUGUUUCUAAUGAUUUUAUUGACUUUAUUAUAUGCACUAAUAAAAACAGAAUGAGUUAUAAUAAAAUAUACUGUAGCUUAUUUCCAUGCAAGGAUAAAACACAUCUUAUAAAAAAUGACAGCUCUGGGUCGUUUUUUAUGUGUUUAAAUGCAAUAGAUAAGAUUAGAAGGAAAAAUAGUGAAUACUUACUUGCAGCUCUGUUGCUUAUAUCGAAUGGGAUAAACAUUCCUUUACAUUUUGAUGAAAAUGAAAAUAGACUUACUUUAAUUGGAAGCAAUAAGAGAGCAUACCUCAAAAUUAAUUUUGGCAAACCCAGCAAAGUUUAUAAGAGUUUACUGGGUGUACAAAGCUUAGAGGUGUACAUUAAGCAACUGGUUGAAGUGAUAGAUUUCUUUAAAAAAUAUGAUUAUACAUCAGAUGGUGUAAUGAAUGCUGCUGUAGACAAUACUUUUAAUUGGCCGGUGCUACAGAAUAAUUAUAUGUAUACUUCUGAGUUUGUGAUUCAGAUGUAUAUAUAUGAUUACUGCAGAAGUGCUAGCAGCUAUAUGAAUCUUAUUGAGUGUAUUAAAGAAUUAAUGGUUAAUUGUUUAGAGGAUGGCGAAGACUCAAAUAAUUCGAAUAUACUCAUACACAUAAAAAAGACAGCAAUAUAUAACAAACUAUUUGUGGAGAAUUAUACAGAGAGCGAGAAAAUAUAUUUAAAGAAUUUUUAUAAUAUGCUUUAUACUGUUAACAAAAUUAAACCAACAAUUCCUUACUCAGAUAUAAGUCAGAUACCAAUGACUAAAAAAGAAAGGCUUAUAACAAACCCACAAUCAUCACAAAAUGUGAGAACUGCAGUUAUAAGAAAAAGAAAUUUUGAAACUGCACUUCUUGUUCUUUUUUCUUGUUUUACAUAUGACUGUAGAAGUAAUUGUUAUAAGACUUCUUCUCUUACAGCACAUAGAAAUAAUAGGUGUUUGCAUAGCUUCUUUAAUUUGGAAGCAACUAUCCUUAGCAAAUAUCCCAGUAAUCUGCAUAGAAUGUGGGUAGACAGGGUUUUAAAUACGUUGAUAUACAACACAACAAAUUAUAGAAAAAGGAAGUCAUCUGGGGUGCUUUCUGUUCUGCAUGCGGUUAGCAAAAUAAGCAUGUGUAAAAAAGAAAUUAGAAAAGAGAUAAAAAAGCUUAAAAAAGAAGUUAAUAGCGAAGAACCAUUGAAUAGUACUUUUUAUGAAAAAGUGCGAUUAUACACUGAAAAUCUAUUUAAGCUUUUGUCCUACAACAAAGAAGUAUCUGUCAAGUUCUCUAAUAUAUACAAAGAGAGAGUUAAAAACAAAGUAUUCGAUUUAGUCGGAGAGGUUGGUAUAACGUAUACAUACAGAAAUAUAAUAAGUGGAGUCAAUCUAAUAGUAUCUCCCGAUAGAAUAGAUAUCAAUAUUAUUAAACCAUAUACAAAAUACACUCCAUCUAGAAAACUAACUAUGCAUAAUCUUAAAGAUAUGUGCCCGUAUAAAGACACUCUUGUUAGUUAUAUAUUU